UCCUUCUCCCAAUUCUGUACUUCGACCAAACACUUCAUUUCUCUGUAACUGCAGAAGAAGAAGAAGAGUAGAAGAAGAAGAAGAAGAGUAGAAGAAGAAGAAGAAGAAGAAGAAGAAGAAGAAGAAGAAGAAGAAGAAGAAGAAGAAGAAGAAGAAGAAGAAGAAGGUUCCGCCAUGGACGCAGCAGCACCACAGCUCGUGUCCUGUGGAAUCGACACAAUUCGUCACCGAACACUACCAUCGCGCCUUCCGUUUCCGAAAACGACCGUCAGAACUCGCAAGCGCGCCGGUAAGGUUCUUGCAGUUGCGACUGAGCCGAAACCGACUAAUUCUUCUCCAAAGAAAUCCGUCAAUGGAUCAGCCAGGUCUCCCCCGGCCCCUAAAGCUGUCAACGGAGUUUCCACUAAAAUUGGAGAUGUUUCAAAGGAAAUUAAAAGAGUCAGAGCCCAGAUGGAAGAAAAUGAAGAGUUGGCAAUACUCAUGAGAGGACUACGAGGACAGAAUUUAAAAGAUUCCCUUUUUGCAGAGGAUAAUGUUGAGCUCCGUCUUGUUGAGGUAGAUGAGAGCAGUGAGUUCUUGCCUUUGGCUUAUGAUCCUGCAAGCAUAUCUGCAUAUUGGGGGAAAAGACCACGUGCUGUAGCAACUCGAAUCGUUCAGUUGCUUUCUGUUGCUGGAGGCUUUCUCUCACAUAUUGCCUGGGAUAUCAUAAACAAGAAAAUUAAGGAGAAUGAAGUUGAAAGAGCCAUUGAAUUAAGGGAGAUUGUGACCUCAUUGGGUCCAGCAUAUAUUAAGCUAGGACAAGCUCUGAGCAUUCGACCAGAUAUUCUGUCACCUGUUGCAAUGACUGAGCUGCAAAAGCUUUGUGAUAAGGUUCCUUCAUUUCCCGAUGAUGUUGCCAUGGCUCUCAUUGAAGAGGAACUUGGUCAACCAUGGCAGAACAUUUAUUCUGAACUUUCUCCUUCCCCGAUUGCUGCUGCUUCUUUAGGACAGGUAUAUAAGGGUCGUUUAAAAGAAAAUGGUGAUCUGGUGGCUGUUAAAGUUCAGAGGCCUUUCGUUCUAGAGACUGUGACUAUCGAUUUGUUUAUCAUACGAAAUUUGGGCUUGGUCCUUCGGAGGUUUCCUCAGAUCUCUUUAGAUGUGGUUGGUUUGGUGGAUGAAUGGGCAGCUCGCUUCUUUGAGGAGCUAGAUUAUGUGAAUGAGGGUGAAAAUGGGACACGCUUUGCUGAGAUGAUGAGAAAGGAUCUUCCACAGGUGGUUGUUCCAAAAACAUACAAAAAAUAUACUUCAAGGAAGGUUCUCACAACAGGAUGGAUAGAUGGAGAGAAGCUGUCCCAAAGCACGGAAAAUGAUGUCGGGGAACUUGUGAAUGUGGGAGUCAUAUGCUACUUAAAGCAGUUACUUGACACUGGAUUCUUCCAUGCUGACCCUCAUCCUGGGAAUUUGAUCCGCACUCCAGACGGAAAGUUAGCCAUACUUGAUUUCGGUUUAGUCACAAAGUUAACUGAUGAUCAGAAGUAUGGAAUGAUUGAAGCAAUCGCACAUCUCAUUCAUCGAGAUUAUUCUGCUAUAGUCAAAGACUUUGUUAAGCUUGGGUUUAUCCCAGAGGGUGUUAAUUUGGAACCAAUCUUGCCAGUCCUAGCAAAGGUUUUUGAUCAGGCUCUUGAAGGUGGAGGUGCAAAGAACAUCAACUUCCAGGAGCUGGCUUCAGAUUUAGCUCAGAUAACAUUUGACUAUCCAUUUCGGAUACCUCCAUAUUUUGCUCUUAUAAUUAGGGCAAUUGGGGUUCUAGAAGGAAUAGCUUUAGUGGGAAACUCUGAUUUUGCCAUUGUUGAUGAGGCGUAUCCUUAUAUUGCCCAGAGACUUCUGACUGACGAGUCCCCAAGGUUAAGGAAUGCCUUACGAUACACAAUCUAUGGGAAGUCUGGAGUAUUUGAUGCUGAGAGAUUCAUUGAUGUUAUGCAAGCCUUUGAGAACUUCAUAACUGCUGCUAAAAGUGGUGGUGGAGAGGAUCUUAAUGGAGAUAUGGCCGAGCUUGGUGGUCUGGAAACCCGAACAGCAUCUUCCUUUCCUCAGUUUCUUCCCGCUCCCCGCGAAUUCCAGCAAAAGCAACCAAUUGAAACAAGGGCUUCCUUAGCCUUUCUGCUGUCUGAUAGAGGGAACUUUUUUCGAGAAUUUCUUCUUGAUGAGAUUGUGAAGGGCAUUGAUGCAAUCACAAGGGAGCAGUUAGUCCGCUUAAUGUCAAUCUUUGGAAUUAGAAAUACUACACCAGUUUUUAACAUGGUUCCUUCCAUUGGACCAUUCAAGCCUGUUGCAUUGCUACCCUCGAUAACAGAAGAAGACAGAGUCAUACUAAAUAAUGUUCAAAAGAUUCUCGAGUUCUUAACGGCAGGAAGUUCGAUUUCAACAACAUCUAAAGAGGGUGUGGAUGUUGUUCGAGUUAUUCAAGAGCUUCUUCCAGUUUUGCCAGGCAUCUCAGCUACAGUUCUUCCUGAGGUGCUCAGUCGAUUAUCUUCCCGGGUAAUUGCCCGGUUAAUUCGCGAUACAAUGUUAUGAGAAAUUUGCACAACUCUACAUCUACACAUCCACGUGAUUUUAGCACACGAUUAUAUGUAGCCUAACCUGAUCAUCUUUCAGGCAUUUCUAAUGCUUAAAUGCUCUGAUUUUUCUUUUCUUUUUUAUCUUAUAUUUUUGUAUAGCAUUCAUUAACAAGAAAUGUAAAGUUGGCAGUUCUAUUGAAUGCCAGAUACUUUAUAUAAUGAAAGGAAAAAAAAAUUAUUGACAGAGA
Messenger RNA from Benincasa hispida (wax gourd), 2785 nucleotides. RefSeq names its product Protein kinase superfamily protein. The record is from RefSeq and is a predicted model, not a curated record. Gene Ontology annotation, molecular function: protein kinase activity; ATP binding. Gene Ontology annotation, cellular component: chloroplast. Gene Ontology annotation, biological process: protein phosphorylation. Lineage: Eukaryota; Viridiplantae; Streptophyta; Magnoliopsida; Cucurbitales; Cucurbitaceae.